Messenger RNA from Rodentolepis nana, 2247 nucleotides. The record is from the annotation of a GenBank genome assembly. Lineage: Eukaryota; Metazoa; Platyhelminthes; Cestoda; Cyclophyllidea; Hymenolepididae.
UUGCCAAAAAUUCAUGUGCUAAAAUUUUAUACAUUUUUAAAAAAAGGGAAUAUCCGAUGGUGUGUAUUCACCAGUGGUGAAAAUCUGAAAUGCCAGGCAUUGUCAAAGACAAUAUCUCAGAUAUCAACAUUCUCAGCCAAUUACACGUUAAGAUGUGUUAUGGGUCUCUCUGAAUUUGACUGCAUGAAAUUGAUCAGUCAAGACAAAGCGGAUCUCAUAACAUUAGAUGUUGGCCUUGGAUACAUCGCCAGCAGAAUUUAUAGUUUGAGGCCUCUUGCGGUGGAAAAUUAUAACGCACAAGAUCUCUCAAAUGAUUUAUAUUACUAUUCAACAAUUGUUGUUCCAAUCGGUGAAGCUCUCGAUCCUUACACCCUUCGACGGAAGGAAGUUUGUUUCUCCGGAGCUGGGACAGCUGAGGGCUGGGUGCUUCCUCUUAGCAAUUUGAUGGGAAGUAUUCAAGCGAUCAACAUUACUCAGUGUAAUAGUGUAGUACAGAAUUUGAUCCAAUUUCUUGGUGAUUCCUGUAUACCUAACGCACUUCAGAGCGCUUUCAAUCCAUUUGGUGAUAACACGCAGGAGAUCUGUCGAUUAUGUGGCGAUGAAGGAACUCAGGCGUUUUGUACAUCAAGAGAUCGCUACGCUGGAAAUCAGGGCGCUCUGAGAUGCCUUCACGAGCAGCGAAACGAUCCAGAGACAUUGAAACGUCCUGUUGCUGCAGUAGUGAGAGCUCAGGAAGUAGACUUUGCUAUCAGUGAUGGCUGGUUUCCUAAAGGUCUAUAUCAGCUUCUGUGCCCAACACAACAACUCAGCGGCUUGUGGACAGCACCACUGGGAGACUGGGCUACCUGCAACUGGGGUCGGAUUCCUGCCCGACUAGUUAUGACUUCAUCUCGCCGUCUCGACGUAAGACCGUAUAGAGAUUUUCUUAAACUUCUGAUUAUUAACUUCCAAACUAAUCCAACACCCGGAAAUCCAACGUUCAGUCUUUUCACAUCCACUGAAUAUGUCGUUCCAGAACAAAAUUACGUUCAGCGCAAUCUCAUGUUCUCUGAUUUCACGCGGACACUCUAUUUCCCCGAAGAAGAGAAAAGUGCUACUUAUUAUCAAUGGAUUGAUCCCCAAUUUCUUGCCUAUGAGGAGAUGCUGAAUCAAUGUCCAUUGCCGACCAUUCGAUGGUGUGUUAUUGAUCCCUGGGAAAUGGAGAAAUGCCAACGAAUGAGUAGUGCUUUUGCGGCUAAGGGUAUUAAACCAGACCUGACUUGUGUUCUUGAAGAGACUACCAUUGAUUGUAUGAGGCGGACUAGGGACGGAUUUGUAGAUAUGAUGAAUGUGGAAGCUGGGGAUCUAUAUACGGCGGGAAGUCAGUUCAAUCUCGUUCCGAUCGUAAAUGAGAACUAUGGCAUCGGACCGUUUUACUACGCUGUUGCUGUUGUUCGAAAAAUCAAUCCUGAUAUCUUGAUCUCUAAUUGGAAGUUUACACGUACUUGUCAAAGCGGCGUUGGUCGAGCCACCGGUUGGAUUAUUCCACUUAACUUCAUUCUCCGGACCGCUCAAGUCCAAGUUUAUGGAAGACACCUUAUAUAUGCACUAAGUGAGUUAGUGAGUCAGGCCUGCAUUCCAGGAGUUCAGAAUCAGGAUUUCAAUCCAACUGGCAGGGUUCCCUUGAACUUGUGUGAAUUAUGUAUGAGUGGUGGAAACGAUAGAUGUCAAAGGGAUAAUAGAGAGCUCUACUUCGGCGAAGAUGGAGCUUUUAGAUGUUUAACAGAAGCUGGAGAAAUAGCUUUCACGAGGCACACCACAGUUCAUGCAAACACGGCGAGCAGAAAUCCUGAUUAUUGGGCUCGUAACUUAAGGGAAGACGAUUUCGAGCUACUAUGUCCGGAUGGACGGCGACAAAAUGUUCAAGACUGGCAUAAUUGCAAUCUUGGAAAGGUUCCAGCUAAUACAAUAAUUACAGCUUCUCAUAAAACAGAAAAUGAGCGACUAAAUAUGUGGCGGCUGCUUCAAUAUGGACAAGUAUAUUACGGAGAUGAUUGGAACCCAAUAUUCCGAAUGUUUGACUCUGGAUUCGAUCAUCGUAAUCUGAUAUUCAGUGAUUUGACUGAAAGCUUGACCCUAAUUCCAUGGGCAGAGCAGAACUAUACUCAGUGGCUAGGAGACGACUUCCUGCGUCUAGUCCAGACUCUCAAAAAUGUCGGAAAUUAUGGUGAAAUUGGAGUCUACGAACCGAUAAAUGGAACAGCUUAA